Aspergillus homomorphus CBS 101889 is the source of this 2496-nucleotide messenger RNA. RefSeq lists its product as uncharacterized. The transcript is spliced from 2 exons. Bases 108 to 2240 code for a protein of 710 amino acids. NCBI's taxonomy places the organism in Eukaryota, Fungi, Ascomycota, Eurotiomycetes, Eurotiales, Aspergillaceae. The record is from RefSeq and is a predicted model, not a curated record. Gene Ontology annotation, molecular function: protein binding.
CUCAUUCUUUCCCAUACGUAAUUGAUGUCUGCCUGUGUUCUUAGCUUUAGCUGUCUUGCGUCCAUUUUAGUCCAUGCCACGGCCGUCUCCCCAACGGAUGUCGCAUCAUGGCGACCGUGAAUCAGAACAUGUUUGAGGCCAGUGUCACUACUGACCGGCCACAAGGCGCCCCGUUAUUGGUUCUGCCGCUGAAUUUGAUCGCUCUCAUUAUCUCCUCCCUCGACGAUCCCGGUGACCUCGCUCGUCUCUGUCGAACAUGCCGCGUGCUCAAUUAUAUGACUCUCCCUCAGCUGUACAGGAACAUCACCUUGACCUCCUAUGACAAAAUCCGCUAUCGCGAUGACCAGCCCGAGGGCAUGGGGAGCGCCAGCCCGUUCUCCAUGGGGCUCAACGCCGUCAUCACGCGGCCCUACGGCAACCUGGUGCGGUCGUUGACGCUCCGGGGCAAUUGGCGCGAAUCGGAGCUGGAGGAGCAUGCGCGGGUCGGCCGGGUGCCGGAUUCCUCGAUGAUGCUGAACAUCGCCGUCCGGGCGGCCGUGGACAAGAUGCUCGACCUGGAGAGCUUCAGCUGGGAGCUCAACACCAAGAUGAUGGAGACCGUCUACCUGGGACUGGCCCAACUGCCCAAGCUGACCUCGUUGACCCUCCGGUUCCCGUCCAGUCGCCAUCCGCGCCCGACCAUCGUCAUCCCGGCUAUCCCGCAUCUCCGGUACCUGAAGAUCACCGACAUCGAUCCGCUCUGCUAUCCUGAUGACAUCUCCACGUUGCUGUUUCGGUGCCGGAAGCUGCGCGAACUGAAGAUGCACUGGUCCCCGCGCAUGCGCAUCGAGCAGGAGCCCAGCGUGAUGCUCCACGACUACUUCCGCAAGUGCAUCGCCGCGAAACGGCCGUUAUCCAUUCGCAAGAUCGGCCUGCAGAAUCUGUAUGCGCUACAUACCGAGGAGUUCAAUCUUGCCUUCGCCCAACAUCCUAUGGAGGAGGUGACUAUCCUUAAUGACAUUGGCUCGGAUGUUUCGAUGAAUACGUUCGUGGACAGCACCUGGCCGACCAUCCCCCAGAACGAGAUCCAUAUCAAAUGCAUCCGACAAGAUGCAUUGUCGCGACGGCAUGCUGAUUUCAUUGGCCAUUUUACGGGGCUGGAGAAGAUGUAUUUUGUCAACGCCAGCUCCAACCCCAAUCACGACAUCAAUUCGCCGCGACAGCUUGUCUCAGCCACGGCGCUCACCCCACCGCAGUCCGAUACCAACGGCUCGAUGACAUACAAUUCUGCCGCGAACACCCCGGUCAACUCGCCCAGUCUGCAGGCGACCAUUCGCGACUGCUACUUGAAUAACAUCAUCUCCAACCAUGCCUCCACCCUUCGGCAUCUCCUACUUCCCGCGCGCUGGCCGCUAUCGGCCAACACGGUGGCACGCCUUGUGCACGCCAGUCCGCAACUAGAGCAACUAGGCUUCGCUACAGAAUUCUCGACCAUGGACACCUUGGGAUUACUCUUACCCUUCCUUCGCCAGCUGACCGCACUGCGAAUCCUUGUACCCACUGGCUCUACCUCCGACCAACCCCGCGGCUCCCAGCCUUCGUCCAAGCUGUUGACUGGCCAAUCCUCCAAACUCUCCUCCCGCUCCGCCAACGCUCUCGCCUCAGCACGCACCCUGCAGGACCUCGUCGAAACUGACGACGAGAUUCUCAUCGAGAAACUCAGCGGCACCCUCGCUGACCAACAAAUUUUCCACCGGCUGAAAGUCCUCGGUCUUGGCCGCAAAGCUUUUCUUCUUGGCGGCCACUACACCAUCCCCUCGGAUCCGCCGAAUAACCACCACGCCGAGCCCCAAACCCCGAUUGCCUCCCGUGCGCCGAGCGCCGAGGGCAGCAAGAGUCGCGAGCGAAGUCCGCAGCAACAGCAGCACCUCAAUUAUGCCAUAGCAUUGGAGAAAGACCUCCCCAACGGCAACCAGCAUCAUCACGCCACUUACAGCCCCUCAAUGAUUCCCGCCCUCAAUCACCGUAACCAGCCACCUCCGAACACCGUCCUGGGUAAACGGACCCGAGACGAGGAGGAUACGCCACCUGCCCGUACCGUGGAGACUGUCCAAACCCCAAUCGAAGACGACGAUGAUCACUGUCUUCCGAAGGUAUUCCGGGAUCAGCGCGGUCGUGAAUGGCGGCGGAAGGUCCGUCGGGUUGGUUGGGAGGUAUUACAGCAUUGGGAGAUCUGGGGGCUGGAUAAGCAGGAGUUAUGAAGUGUUGUCGUUGUUGCUUGGUUGGAUUUAAGGAACUUAUACCCUGGAGUUUUGUGUUUGACUUUAACUUAAGGUGUGCUUUUGGGCGGCCGGCGGUAGUUUCUCGUUGAGGGACGGUCGUUCUGCUGUGUACAGUGUUGGAUAUCUGUACUGGGUCCAUGGUGUGGAGAUGGAUGGACAUACUAUUAAGAUAUGUGAUGUGAUGUGAUGUGACCAUUACCACAUACUCUGCUUAUGGAUAAUAGAAAUCUAGAAG